AUGGGACCUUUUACAUCAUUAUUGGAGCGGGAGUAUUCGAAGUCUGUAGAGACGAUAGUUCUAGUUGGAGGUAGUAGUGUUCAACAAACUGGUAUAAUCAAUGAGAUGGGUCGUGUAUUUAUGGAGAAGGUUACUGAUGAGGAGAUCCACGCCGGAGUGGAGAAAUUUGGUGAUGCUGGAGAUGAUGAUUUAACUGUGAGGCCUGGUUUAAUCAACUAUUACUAUUUUCCAGGACUGCAGGUCUCAUUAAACGUUUAUGGAAUCAUACCCAUAUCACGCAGUGCAUUAUUUUCUAUUACAGAAAAUAGCUACCACCUGGUAUUGGUGAUAGAUCUGAAAGCCAGUUUGGAUUUUCUUCAAGACAGGUCUACAGAGGAAGGUAUGAUGGAAUUGAUACAGAAUUGGAGGCAGGAGCUAAGCCAGGUACAAAGCGCGUCGUCGCCUGGAAGACUCGCGUCCUCCUUAAGUGUUAUGGUGUUAGGAUGUGAUGCCAUUCAGUAUAACUUCAAGAGUAUGCAGAAAAUCGAUUUAAUGCAGCAGGUGCUACGGCUUAUCUGCAUUAAUGAAAAUAAGCAGUUGAAUGCACAACAGGCAUGUGUAUGCUACUUGAAGAAUUGGGGAGAUGAUGCAGAAAGACUACUGCAGUUUCUAGAGUUAGUUGUGGAAGGGAAGUCAGAUAAAAUUGUGAUCGACGACUAUGACUCGAUAUUUAUACCUGUUAAGGAGGACAGCGUGGGUAAAAUUAAGAUUGUUAAUGAAGCAUUCGAUGAUGAAAAAUGGUCCAAAACCGAGCAGUUUUGUACCAAGCAUGAGGAAGGUGUCGUUGAUAAGAUUUCAACUACUACGGAAAAAUCAUCUGUUAGUGUUAUGGAGGAGUAUCAGAAGUUAUUAAGGUCUGAAUUUCAAUCUGUAAGAGAUCUUAUAUAA
Brettanomyces nanus is the source of this 927-nucleotide messenger RNA. RefSeq lists its product as uncharacterized. NCBI's taxonomy places the organism in Eukaryota, Fungi, Ascomycota, Pichiomycetes, Pichiales, Pichiaceae. The transcript has a single exon. The record is from RefSeq and is a predicted model, not a curated record. Bases 1 to 927 code for a protein of 308 amino acids.